UCAAAUUUAAAAAUAUACAUUAAAAAUCGUUUUGUGUUCAUCUCCCCCACUUUUUGAAUUCUUCCUUCCUCUCCUUGUUUUUCAUCAAUUUUGUCUUCCAACUGUUUCUCCCAACCAAUGAUUAUUCCCAGCACGCUGCUAAAGUAACCCCUUCUCUUUCGUUUCUUCCACUAUACAAAUAAAAUGUUGUUAUUCAUUCAAUAGUGGUUUUAUUUUAACCUUUUUUUAAUCUUUGAAAAUUUUUUUUUGUUUUUUUAAAGACGAAACUGUUGAACAAAACAGUUUUAGGGGGGUUUUCUUCUCCUAUUCCUUCCCUUAACUGUCCAAAAAAGCUUUCUAAAAAAUUUAUUCUUCCUUCUUUUGUGUUUUUAUAUGUUCAUUUGUUAAAUUAAUUCAUUUAAAAAUUAUUUCCCCUCGGUGGGAUUCGAACCUUCGACCUCUUCCCCUCAAUUUUCAAAAAUUAUCCCACUACACCAAAAAGGCAAAUUUUGCUAUUUUCGUUCCUUUUUCAGUCUAAAAUGUUUUCAGAUAUUUUUUAAUUUUUUAAAAAUUUUUCUAGGGGUAAAAAAAAUUUUUUUUGAAAAAACUUUCCCUUAAAUUUUUUAAUUUUUCAGUUAAUUCUUCAACUUCUCAAAUAUUUUCUCAAAAUUGUACAAAUAAAAAUUUUGAAAUGUUGAAUAAUAAUGAAGAUGAAAUUGAUGAGCAUAUUCCGACAACACCAGACCCAAAUUCAUUCAAAUUACAACCACACGAAUUAAAUCAAUUCCCAGACGAAAUUUUUGAUAUUGUCAGUAAAGUUGGGGAAGGCUCAUAUGGGUCAGUCCAUAAAGCAUUACAUAAAUCUAGUGGGCGUUCUUUGGCUAUUAAAAUGGUACCAGUAGACACAGAUUUACAAGAAAUAAUUAAAGAAAUUACAAUAAUGCAGCAAUGUGAUUCUCGGCAUGUAGUUAAAUAUUAUGGAAGUUAUUUCAAAAAUUCUGAUCUCUGGAUUGUAAUGGAAUAUUGCGGUGCUGGUUCCGUUUCCGAUAUAAUGCGGUUAAGACGUAAAACUUUGGAUGAAUUCGAAAUUAGUGCAAUAUUAAAAGACACACUUUUGGGGCUUUUUUAUCUUCAUGGAAUGAAAAAAAUACAUAGAGAUAUUAAAGCAGGAAAUAUUUUAUUAAAUAUGGACGGAAAUGCAAAACUGGCAGAUUUUGGAGUGGCUGGGCAAAUAACUGAUACAAUGGCUAAGAGAAACACUGUUAUUGGAACUCCUUUUUGGAUGGCCCCAGAAUUGAUACAAGAAGUUGGUUAUGAUAUGAAAGCAGAUAUUUGGUCUUUGGGAAUAACAGCUAUAGAAAUGGCUGAAGGAAGACCUCCACAUGCUGAAAUACAUCCAAUGAGGGCAAUUUUUAUGAUACCUACAAAACCUCCUCCAACACUCAAAGUUCCCCAAGAUUGGAGUCCAUCAUUUCUCGAUUUAAUUUCAAAAUGUUUGGUUAAAAAUCCGGAAGAGAGGACAACGGCUAAAUGUUUGCUUGAGCACGAAUUUAUAAAAUCGGCUAAAGGAGCAAAAGUAUUGAGAGAAAUGAUUGCAAAUGCUCAAGAUGUUGCUGCACAAUAUUUAUUGCAAGAAGCGCAAUAUUCCCACAUCCAACAACAGCAAACUUCAAUUUCAGAAUUCGAUACAAAUUCAACAAUGGUUUCAAAUUCAGAAAGAAAAAAUUCUUCAACCAAAAAUAGUUUAAUAAUUAAUUCAGAAACUAUGGGUAGUGGAGUUAAUAAUAAUGAUACAUUGUUAACUAAUUUUGACGAUGGAACCUUGAUACAAUAUGGGGAGAGUAUUAGACAUGGUAAGGGGAGGGGAGAGGAGAGGAGAGGGGAUUCUGAAAAAAUCAGAAUUUAA
Molecule: messenger RNA, 1885 nt
Organism: Meloidogyne enterolobii
Lineage: Eukaryota; Metazoa; Nematoda; Chromadorea; Rhabditida; Meloidogynidae
Source: the annotation of a GenBank genome assembly